CAGCAACACUCAGCAAGCUGCACGCCAUGUCACUUGAAGAGAGACUGGUCAAGGUGCGGGACUCCCCCAAGGGCUCCACUCAGUAUCAGAAUGCGUUGGUCCUCACAGCCAUCGAGGACACGCUCAAGCAGCAGAACUCGGAGCCCACCCCGACCGCAUACUUCGCCGCGCUCCUUGCGCUCCUCGUCCGCCAGGUUUCCAGCGACGGCAUAGCGAACAAAGAAACUGCGACAUCCGUCAUCUACCUACUCGACCUCGUGACGCCUCACGUUCCAGCACCGCUACUGCGAUCCAAGUUCGCAGGAAUUCUUCCGAGCCUUGCACCGGCUCUUACGCACCCAGACGCCGAGGCUCCGCUCCUCAGGUCUGCCAUAGGAUGUCUUGAGUCGCUGCUCAUCGCCCAAGAUGCGCGAGCGUGGGAGCUGCCAGCGUCGCAGGCUGGACCGCGAGCUGCUGUCGGUGGGCUGCUGCAGAUCGCCGUGGAUCCCAGGCCGAAAGUGAGGAAGCGGGCCCAGGAUGCGCUUGCCAAAGUGCUGAACAAUGCGCCACCAAGCCCGUCGCUGGACCACCCUGCUGCCGACAUGUGCGCAGAGACGGCGCUCAAGAUGCUGAAGGACAUCGCCCACGCAGCGGGUCGGUCGGCGAAUCAGAAGAAGCGACAGGCCGUCGAGCAGAGCAAAGAGCCCGAUCUCAUGCAUGCGCUGCAAUUGAUCAAGACCAUCGCAAACACGUCCGGUGGUUGGCCGAGCAGGAAGAUCGAUGUCUUGUGCGAGCUGCUUCUCAAUAUCUCGCGCUCCAGCAGCGAGUAUCUUACCAUGGCCGCGUUCGAAAUCUUUGAGUUGAUCUUCGCGGGAAUGACUGACGAAGUCUCUUCCGCAAAGCUUCCCCGCCUUCUUGAAGUCAUCGCCGAUCUCCAGCCCUCCAAGACCGACACGCAAUUGCUGCCCCCAUGGAUCGCCGUCAUCUCACGAGGUUACGAGGUUUCGGCUGCGAUUGAACCUGAAGACACCUUCGCCAAGCUCCCCGAGCUAUUCAACAUGGUUGCUUCCUUCCUCGAGUCGCCGUCCCACAACAUCCGCAUUUCCGCUUCCGAGUGUUUGAUUUCUUUCUUUGCCAACAUUAUACCCGACAGCGUUAUUUUGGAGCCUUCAAUCUACGACGAGAAGAUUUUGGAGAAGUUGGCGCAGGCGGCGCAGAAUCUGUUGAGCGUAAAGUAUCAGGCUGCCUGGAUGGAGGUGUUCAACAUGCUCGGCGCCAUGUUCGAUGCCCUUCGCUGGCGCUCGGAUCCCAUCCUGAAGCCUGUGCUGAGGACUGUCGGGGAACUGCGAAGCAACGAUUCCUUCGCGGGAAAGAAAGAGGCAGAUAAUGUUAUUUCGAAGGCGAUCGGUGCUAUGGGUCCGGAAGUGGUCCUGGAGGUCCUCCCGCUGAACCUGCCGAGACCACCACCGGGCCAACAGGGCAGGGUUUGGAUGCUGCCUCUUCUCCGCGAUUCGGUGCACAACACGAAACUUGCGCAUUUCAGGCAGGAGAUGGUUCCCCUCAGCGAGCAAAUGUUUCAAAGGGUCAUAGAUCACGGAAAUCAAGAGAAGACUAUGGAGAUCAAGGUUUUCGAAACUGUUGUCCAGCAAAUUUGGUCGAUCUUGCCCGGUUACUGCGACCUGCCACUGGAUCUUGUUGAAGCUUUUGACCAAGGCCUUGCGGAGAUGUUGGCAAAUCUGCUGUACAGCCAAGCAGAUUUGCGAACGGACGUCUGUAGAGCUUUGCAGAACCUUGUCGACGGCAACAAGGCCAUCGUAGAGCUCGAGGGCGAAGAGGACCUUGUUACCCAGGCGCGGAUAUCCAAAGCACAGGCUCAGAAGAACCUGGAGCACCUGGCUAGCUUUGCGAGUAACAUGCUCGCCGUGCUGUUCAAUGUAUACAGCCAGACACUGCCGCAAUAUCGGGGUACCAUUCUCAGGACGAUUAAUGCGUAUUUGAGCAUCAUCCCGGCGAAAGAGCUCAUGGAGACCUUCGAGCGAGUAGCCACCAGUCUUGAAGCAGCUGUGCCAGCAGAGGGGUCGCAAACGCAGGCGGAUAAGCAGAAGCAGGGCAAGAAGCAGGACAAGAUGCCGCCGAUGAGCCAUACGCUCAUGGAUCUCAUAAUCACCAUCGCGCCAUACCUGCCCCGGGAUAGCUAUCCCGCCCUGUUCAAGAUGGCUUCCAUCAUGAUCAACAGAAAGGAAGAUCCUCAACUGCAGAAGAAGGCUUACAAGAUGAUCCCAAGGCUUGGAGAAUCAGAGACCGGUAAAGCUGCACUGCAAGAUCGCACCGGCGAGCUUCAGCAACUGCUCCUGCAAGGUGCGGAGCAAGCUUCCGGCCCUGCGCGCAGGGACCGAUUACUCGCUCUUCACCAGAUCCUGGAGUACCUUCCCCAGACUGAUCUGCACUUCAUCCCAUCCGUUCUUUCCGAAGUCGUCAUCGCAACCAAGGAAGUCAACGAAAAGGCCAGAGAAGCGGCCUACGAGCUGCUUGUGGCAAUGGGUGAAAAGAUGGCAUUGGGUGGAACGGUCCUACAGAACAAGGUUCCUAACAUGCCCGCGGAUGCGCCAUCAGUAGAGGCUUCAUUGGAUGAGUACUUCACAAUGGUCUCUGCUGGUCUCGCAGCAUCAACCCCACACAUGAUCUCCGCCUCAAUCACCGCUGUUACCCGCAUCCUGUUCGAGUUCCACGCCCGGGUAUCAAAGGAAGCGAUACAGAAUCUUGUCGAGAUUAUGGACAUGUUUUUGCAAAACCCCAACCGCGAGAUCGUCCAGAGUGUACUUGGCUUCGUAAAGGUCGAAGUCAUCUCGUUGCCAGAGUCAAUUGUUAAGCCCCGUCUCAAUACCCUACUUACCAAUCUCUUGGUUUGGAGCCACGAACACAAGGCGCAUUUCAAGGCAAAGGUGAAGCACAUCGUUGAACGUAUGAUUCGCAAGUUCGGCAUCGAAGAAGUUGAGCGUGCCUGCCCGGAGGCAGACCGUAAACUCAUCACCAAUAUCCGAAAGACGCGCGAGCAUCGCAAAAAGAAGAAGCUACAAGCCGCUGAGGACGGCGAGGAGGUUGAAGAGAAACCAAAGGGAAGAUUCGAGAGCGAGUAUGACCAAGCGGUGUAUGGCAGCGAGAGUGAAGAAGAAGACGGCGACUCAGAAGACGAAUUCAUCAAGAAGCAAAGCACUCAGCGCCAAGGCAAGGCUAAGCGCGGCGAGACGUACAUCGUCGAAGACGAAGACGAGCCGCUGGAUCUGCUCUCCAAACGCGCACUCGGAAACAUCUCCUCGACCAAGCCCCUGCGGAAGAAGGAGGCACCACAGAAGAAAACCAAGGCGCGCACGAACGAAGAUGGCAAGCUCAUCCUUGGCGACUCGGAUUCCGACGACGACACAGGCACACGCAAAAAGGGAGGCAAACGUCAAGCCGCCGACGACGAAGGCGACGUCCUCAUGGAUGUCGACGAAGGCGUUUCGCUUGAGGCUGGCAUCAACGCUUACGUAGAUGCUAUCCGGGGCCGCGAUUCCGCGCAACGCGGCCAGAAGGGCAAGCUCAAGUUCAGCAACAAGCAGAGUAACGGCGGUGAUGACAUGGAUGUCGACAGCGACGACGAGAAAGAGGACAGGCGCGCGAAGUCUGGAAGCGGCAUGGGUCGAGGUCGGGGCAGCGCACAGAAUCAGAGGAGAGGGCUAGGUGUAGAGAAGGCGAGGGGCGGUGGACAGGGCGGCGGCAGAGUCGAUAAGGGGAACAGGAGUCCGAAAAUGAGGGGCUGGGGAGGGCAGAGGGCACGAGGUGGUGGGCGCGGGCGGGGGAGGAAUUAG
Paraphaeosphaeria sporulosa is the source of this 3827-nucleotide messenger RNA. Its product is annotated as NUC173-domain-containing protein. Gene Ontology annotation, molecular function: protein binding. The record is from RefSeq and is a predicted model, not a curated record. The transcript is spliced from 3 exons. The coding region runs from base 27 to 3827 and encodes 1266 amino acids. NCBI's taxonomy places the organism in Eukaryota, Fungi, Ascomycota, Dothideomycetes, Pleosporales, Didymosphaeriaceae.